This is a messenger RNA of Penicillium brevicompactum, 1440 nucleotides long. RefSeq names its product FAD-binding oxidoreductase. The record is from RefSeq and is a predicted model, not a curated record. The coding region runs from base 1 to 1440 and encodes 479 amino acids. NCBI's taxonomy places the organism in Eukaryota, Fungi, Ascomycota, Eurotiomycetes, Eurotiales, Aspergillaceae. The transcript has 5 exons. Gene Ontology annotation, molecular function: FAD binding; oxidoreductase activity.
AUGCCAAUGGGUUUGGCACCCAGAGUCUUCCUCGGCAUCUCAUUUGCGAUACGAGCCGUCGGCUUGUCUAAUCUCACUGCAUUAUUUGAGCCAUAUCUUUCACCUGAAGCUGAUAUCAUACUGCCCGGAGAUGCAGAUUGGGCAACCAAAGUGCAACCAAGAUGGUCUGAUUACACACCCCCCACGCUCAUCGGUGUCAUCAAGCCUAUGACAGAAUCAGAUAUUCAACAUACCGUCAAGAUAGCCCAUUCCAACAACAUCAAGUUUCUUGCCACGGGUGGAGGACAGUCCUUUUCUGAUUACAGCAACUUCCAUGGCAUAUCCAUUGAUCUAGGCAACUUCAACUCUACUAAGUUUGAUGACACUCGGACCUAUCUGACCAUCGGGGGAGCGGUGAAAUAUGACCAGUUGACCGAUCUGCUGUACAACGCCUCGAAAGAGCUUCCUUUGGCAUCAUGCGCUUGUCCAGGUGUCUUGGGAGCCACCCUCGGUGCUGGGAUCGGGCCUCUCAUGGGUCACCGCGGGCUGAUGAUCGAUGCUCUAGUAUCUGUUCGGCUUAUCACGGCAGACGGAAGUAUCCUCACGGCCUCACGAGAAGAGAACCAUGAGCUGUUUUGGGGGAUCCGCGGAGCAGGAAGCAACUUCGGAAUCAUCACCUCUGCAACCUUCCGAGUUUGGGGUAUCACAAACAAUGGUCUAGCUAUGUCCGCUGGACUGGUGUUUCCGGCUUCUGUGAACGGCAGUUACUGGAGAGUAUUGCAGACAUUUGACGACGAUAUGCCGGCCCGGUUGGCUUUGACCAACAUGGCUUUCUUCGAUCGCCAAACAAACCAGUCAUAUAUCGUUCUCAACGCCAUAUACUUUGGACCAAGGGAGGAGGGCGAGUCAUAUCUAGAGCAGUUCAGAAAAUUGGGUCCCCUCAGAGAUAUGGUACAAAUGGUUCCUCAGAACACUUUAUUCCCUCCUGUCCUCGGGUCGUGUACCCCAGGUCAAAAAGUGAAUAUCCAGAGCGUUGCAGUCAAACGCACAGAUCCAGAGACUCUAGACUCAGUCUUCGCCGACAUGAAUCAAUUCUGGCAUGAACAUACUGGAUAUCAAGGACGGCUCCUCAUUCCUCGCUUUGCAAAUGAUGCAACUGCGGGUGUGAAAGACAACGAAACAUCAUAUCCGUGGCGGGAUGCCAUUGCGCAUAUAAGCAUCGAAGGCUAUAUGACGGAUACGUCCAUAUAUGAUAUCGUCGACGAGUUUGAGCAACGACUGAGAAAUCAAAUUGCAAAUGUAAGCGGAUACCCCAGCCUUGCCACAUACACCGGAUAUGCGCGAGGAAACGAGGGAGCAGUAGCAUGGUACUCGUCUCGGAAUUUAGCCCGGCUCUCAGCUCUGAAGCGGAAAUGGGAUCCAAACCAGCUUUUUGGGUUCAAGAAGCCUAUUCCGCUCUAG